GGCGAGUAAUAUUAGCGGUAAAAAGUUGGAUUCGAUCUCCUUAUCCACACUUUCCUUUCAUCAUCUCCACCAAGCCCACGCUUUCGCAGUUGAGCUCGCAUUUCAGCUCAGCUCAGCUCAAUGACAAUGGCUGCUGCUUCUUCUUCUUUUAUAAUCCCAACCCUGUCCUCCGCCUUAUCCAUACUUCAUUCUCCCUCUCCUUCAUUCGUCGGCUUCAAGGCUCUCCCCGGCGCCCCAAGGCCACUGCUGCGCCACAAAAAAUGGAACAACCAUUCCCAGCUCGUCGUCAAGGCCGAAACAUUGGAGUUCCCCGGAUCGUUAUUUGAAGGCGGGAUUGGAGAAGAUGACGACGAGCCGCCAUCGAUUCCCGGCUGGGGUAUUCCCAAUAUUGAAGAUAAAGAGGAGCCCCAGUGUCCUCCGGGGCUCAGGCAGUAUGAAACCAUGGCGGUUUUGCGCCCCGACCUGUCGGAAGAUGAGCGCCUAACUCUCGUCUCCAAAUAUGAAGAGUUGCUUGUUGCUGGUGGCGGGAUGUAUGUGGAGGUUUUUAACCGAGGGGUUAUUCCUCUCGCUUACAACAUCAAGAAGAAAAACAAAGCCGGAGAGACCAACACCUACAUGGACGGGAUUUAUCUCUUAUUCACCUAUUUUACCAAGCCGGAGUCCAUAGCAGCCCUUGAAGCUACACUGAAUACCGACGAUGAUGUCAUCCGUUCAUCCAGUUUCAAGUUGAGGAAAAGGAAGUUUUGAUUUGUUUACUUGCAUUAUCCAAGAAGCUGUUCUUUUAAGGUUUAGCCAUGUUUCUGAGGUAAUUUGGAAAUAAGGACCAAAAAAAAAUAGGUAUAUUUGUUUCUACUGACAAUCUGACAUGUUGUACAAUGCAACUCAUUCUGAUUAAUCCCCAGAUUGUGCACUAAUCAUUAAACAAUUAUUCUUCAACUCAAAUUUGAUCAUGAAAAAUUUUUCCACUGUCA
Messenger RNA from Ipomoea triloba (trilobed morning glory), 971 nucleotides. Its product is annotated as 30S ribosomal protein S6 alpha, chloroplastic-like. Gene Ontology annotation, cellular component: ribosome. Gene Ontology annotation, biological process: translation. NCBI's taxonomy places the organism in Eukaryota, Viridiplantae, Streptophyta, Magnoliopsida, Solanales, Convolvulaceae. The record is from RefSeq and is a predicted model, not a curated record. The transcript is spliced from 2 exons. Bases 121 to 747 code for a protein of 208 amino acids. Gene Ontology annotation, molecular function: small ribosomal subunit rRNA binding; structural constituent of ribosome.